Frieseomelitta varia is the source of this 779-nucleotide messenger RNA. It is a transcript of the gene Mpp6, whose product is annotated as M-phase phosphoprotein 6. The coding region runs from base 286 to 735 and encodes 149 amino acids. The transcript has 4 exons. The record is from RefSeq and is a predicted model, not a curated record. Gene Ontology annotation, biological process: maturation of 5.8S rRNA. NCBI's taxonomy places the organism in Eukaryota, Metazoa, Arthropoda, Insecta, Hymenoptera, Apidae.
GGGUAAUCCCGGGUUAACAAUGUCUAUAUAUAUCUUAUACGUUGCUUAACCUAUAAGAAGAAACGUUUUAGAAACGUUACUGCAGUGUAAUAGAUAAUAUGUAGUCAAAGUGUUGUAGUAUGAAAUAUUAUUAAUUAUAUUCAUAUUGAAAGGGUGAUAGACACAUAUUAAUCACGUGUUACACAGAAGUUUACAUUCAUAACAGGCAGAGAUUAUUAUAUCACACAUACUUGCAUUUAAAUAUCUAUCUCACAAAAUCAACAAUUUAUUUAAAAAAAAAUAAAAAUGAGUGCUAACAAGACAAAAUUAUCAAAAAGUAUCUUAGAAAUGAAAUUUAUGAAACGGACGAAAGAGAAAGUAGAAAAACAACAAUUUCAAGAAGAAGGUGAAGAAUAUUUUGGAAAUGAAUUGACAGAACGUAUGAAGAAAGAUUCGGAAAGAUUUAUUAUUGAACCUAGUUACAUCUUCUGUGAGAAGUUAAUCGAUGGUAGAGUAAGUUUUCAAGGAAUGAAUCCUGAAAUAGAAAGGUUAAUGGAAGAAGAACAGAAAAAUGAAUGUGUAAAAGUAAAAGAAAAGGAAGAAACAGAUAUUUCAGAUGAGCAAAUGGCACAAAAUUGGAAAAAUUAUAGGAAAAUGACAAAGACUGAACGUAAAUAUGAGAAGUCAUUAGAAAGACAAAAUAACGAUAUUGAACCAUUAUCAAAAAAACCAAAAUUUUUAAAACCACAAUAUUAAUAUUUAGUAGGAAUCAUUUACAUGUAUACAUAAUUAAGUUUAAA